AUGGCGCCAGAAAAGACCGACAAUGACGACUUGAGGUUGAUCAUGACUUGCAUCAAACAUGCCGAGAACAAGCUUGCCAUCAAUUUCGAGGAAGUUGCGAAAGAACUUGGCGCCAAAAGUGCAAAUGCUGCGUACCAUCGCCACUGGGGCCUCAUGAGAAAGUGGGGCUUGACAGGUAGCAAAAAAGGAGGAACAUUGUCUACACGCCCCACCAAGCAUUCAGCAGGUGACAGUGCAAAACUUUCAGGUCGCAAUCGUCAAGCCACAAAUACCGAGGCGGAAGGUAGUGAUGAAGAUGAUAACGGCGAUGGGCAACCUAUGAAAAAGCAGAAAGUGGCGCACAAGAAGAAUGCUGUCGGAGAGGAUACUGAGAAGGGUGAAGGGGAGAAUGGCAUGGGAGGAUCAAACGGCGAUGGUGCUGCUAUCAAGUCUGAGACCUAG
Messenger RNA from Rhinocladiella mackenziei CBS 650.93, 441 nucleotides. RefSeq lists its product as uncharacterized. The coding region runs from base 1 to 441 and encodes 146 amino acids. The record is from RefSeq and is a predicted model, not a curated record. NCBI's taxonomy places the organism in Eukaryota, Fungi, Ascomycota, Eurotiomycetes, Chaetothyriales, Herpotrichiellaceae. The transcript has 2 exons.